This is a messenger RNA of Ictidomys tridecemlineatus (thirteen-lined ground squirrel), 876 nucleotides long. RefSeq names its product small lysine rich protein 1 (gene Smkr1). The record is from RefSeq and is a predicted model, not a curated record. NCBI's taxonomy places the organism in Eukaryota, Metazoa, Chordata, Mammalia, Rodentia, Sciuridae.
AUGAAUGUCUUCGGACAUGAGGAGGAUGCCAAGGGAAAGGCUGGUAUAAGAGAAUUUCCAAAGGUCACCCAGGCCUGGUCGGUCCACUCCAAGGCUGGUACCGCCCACGCCCGAACACCGCCCGCGGCCCGCCCCUUCGCCAAGUGCCCAGCCGGGUCUCACAGCCCCAACCCAGACGCCCCAGAACCAAGCAGGUGUCCUGGACGUUCGUGGCCACCGUCGCCAUCGUUGGAGGUGAUGGCUCAGCCAGCACGGCGCGGUCAUCCGGGCAAAGAAAAAGCUCCAGGGCCGGCGAGCGCCAGCGCGCAUCCCAGAACAGCCAGGGUGGGCUCCACCGCCGCUCUCCAGGCCCGGGUGCCUUGGCAACGGCCAGGUAAAGAGAAGAAAGGAAAAAGCCACAGAAAGUCUCGUGGGAAGAAGCAGAAGAAGCCCGAGGUGGACAUCCUCAGCCCCGCGGCCAUGCUGAACCUCUACUACAUCGCACACAACGUGGCCGACUGCCUGCAUCUGCGAGGCUUCCGCUGGCCAGGGGCUCCCAAAGGGAAAAAAGGGAAGAACAAGACUUAAGUGAUAGAGUUCUCCGCGCUCAGAGAACAACUUGGGGAAGAGAAAUCAAAUAACGCGACCCUGCAGGCAAAAUAGACUUUACUGAAGACACCUUGAAAUGCAAGCUCAGGGUGCUUUCUAUGGUAAAUAAUGGUGAAGAAAUGCCUUUUACUUCCUCAGUUAAGCUAGGCAUGGUUAGCCACUUUGGAUUUUCAGAAGUUAAGGGGAAAAACUUGAACAAUUCUUACACCAUGUGAUGGGAUUGAUAGUCCUUUAAAAAUUUAUUAUCAUAAUUCUGGGCCAGAAAUUAAACCUUGCUCUCAAAAGGCA